Cantharellus anzutake is the source of this 1125-nucleotide messenger RNA. RefSeq lists its product as uncharacterized. Lineage: Eukaryota; Fungi; Basidiomycota; Agaricomycetes; Cantharellales; Hydnaceae. The coding region runs from base 1 to 1125 and encodes 374 amino acids. The transcript has 10 exons. The record is from RefSeq and is a predicted model, not a curated record.
AUGUCCAAACUUCAAAAUGCAUGCUCUCCUCUCUUCAGUGCGAAAGAGAUUGACUUGAUAGGGAGAUGGAAGAAGGGUAGCACCACGUCAUCUCGGAAAUGUGUCCACAAGAAAAUAGCGCAGCCAAGGGGUUGCCCGGAUCGUGUCAAGGGUGGGUUCCACCUAGCUGAGGCAAUGGGCAUUGAGAAGCAUGAAAUGACUCUAGAAUCUGUUCGAUCUGCUCUGCAGACGCAUCUGGGGAAGGCAUUCCAUAAUGGCAUGGUUCAACUCCAAAAACUUGACUACAAGGUGCUUUGGCAGAUUCAAAACGAUGUCAUCGCAGAACAUCCAUGGAUUAAGUCAGACUAUGAAGGGGCAUGGCCUAUUCAGGAACUCAUCAGGACAGUGAUAGGAAACUGCAAGACAGGCAUUCAACGAAGCAAGCAAAGAAAAGUCCAUGUGGGUGGAAGUGUCAAGCGGAUCUCAAGGUCGACCAAUGAAGCAGAUGAAGACCACACUGAAUUGGACAAGGAUUGUGGUGGAUCAGAUGCAGACCGUGAAUCGGACGAAGAUCGCAGCGGAUUGAACGAAGAACCUACUGGGACAGACGAGGAUUGUAACGAAUCAGAUGACAGUGGCCGCUGGGGGGGAACUCCUCAGACACGUAGGAAAGGGACGGAAAGUACGAAGCAAUCCUCUGCCCAUAUGAUGAAACACAGCGCUAAAGUUGAUCAUCCAAUCAAAGAGCCAACAGGGCUUCACUUGUGUCUGCACCUGAACAGUAAGAACGCCCAUGAUAUUGUCAACAAUGAAGGUCAUCCUCAUGCAAGUUAUUAUGACAACGACAACGAUAGCGACAAUCCCACAAGUGGAGCUGAGAUCGAGGGUGGUUUCAUGUCUGCCACAAACGAAGCAUUGUGGGGCAAAGGUGUGUCUUUAAAUUUGUCUUUUGUCACGACCAAAACAUACGUCACUUUCUCUCCCGCUCAUUCAUCUCACUCAUUUGGAAUAGCCCGUGCCCUUCCCAGGAAGACAGCCCCACUGGAUGAGGAGUGUGAACUGGGAUCCAGUAGCAAACGCUCGCGAGAGCUGCAUGGUGGAUCAGAUGGGAACCGCACUUGUACUAAACCGGGAAAAGGUACUUAG